CAGCGGAAUGAAGUGGCCUGAAUUGAAAUAUUUUUUCUUCUUAUGGCGCAAAUAUUUCCAUUUUUAGGUAAAGCAUGUAACUUUACAGCCUUAAAGACAGAAACUUCUGGAUCUCUCUGGUGCGCUGCUGUAACGUUAGAUGCCGCAGGCAGUCAGCGGGCGUCAUCGUGUUUCUGUUGUUGUGACGGAGCAAACCAAGACAAGCGGCCAAUGAGUCAGCAGCUGAUAGGGGGCAAUUUUACCUAACGAACCUAUAUAUAACGAUACCAGCCCUGGCUGAAACAUCUGCCCAAGAGGUCUGCUAGUUCUUUUACUUAGUCGUUUUUUAGAGGUAUCGUUAACAAUGGCAGUUCCAGUAGCUGCAUUACAGCUGAGCACAUCAUCCAGCCCUGUUCUGCUGGAGCACAACAUUCACAUCAGCGAUUUGGCUGGGAUUUCAAGUAAUAAUGAAAGCGACACUCUGCCUUUACAUUCUUCGUGGACUUUCUGGCUUGACAGAUCUCUACCAGGAACAACAGCAGCUGAAUGUGAGUCAAACCUGAAGAAAAUCUACACCGUGGAGACCGUCCAGAACUUUUGGAGAGUUUACAACAACAUACCUGGCGUGUCCAGCUUGCCCCUGAGAUGUAGCUAUCAUAUGAUGAGAGGAGAAAGAAAACCACUCUGGGAAGAAGAAAGCAAUGCCAAAGGGGGUGUUUGGAAAAUGAAAGUACCAAAAGAAUGCACUUCUGUUGUGUGGAAGGAGCUGCUAUUGGCUACUAUUGGAGAACAGUUCAGUGAUUAUUGUGCCUCAGAUGAUGAAGUAGUUGGGGUCAGUGUCAGUGUAAGGGACAGAGAAGACGUCUUUCAGGUCUGGAACGGAAAUGCUUCUUGUGCUAACGAGUCCAACAUCUUGGGGAGGAUCUACGAGCUCCUUCCAGAAAUACCUUUUAAAGCGGUGUUUUAUAAGCCACACGAGGAGCACCAUGCUUUUGAAGGAGGUCGGUCAAGACCAUAGUACAUUGUUAACAUCAGAACCCUUGAACUAUACAUGUUUCUUUGCUUAUGAACAUGUUUUGAAGAUAUUUCGGUACAUUUUGAAGCAGUUGAGUUCAUAUUUGCUUAAUGUGUCAUGUUAAUUACCUCAUAAUGUAGCCCAUGUUUUAUUACUCUCAAUCGAUGGCAUUCCCCAUCUUCUGAGCACUACUGUCAUUUAUAAAAACAUCCAAAAUACUUUUUAAUUUAGUGGACGGCAAACAUCGUUUUAGUUUAAUUUUAUCUAUUGCAGUGUUUGUAUGUUUUUAUACUGCAAAGUUUUGCGAAGCCAAAAACGGCAGAUCAUGUCAGAUUUUUUAAAUGUAUUAUGGCACAUUUUGUGCAGUUUCCUGAGCACAGACAAGGCUAGGUCUUUGAAUUAAAUCUCAUUUUUGAAAUCUAAGAUGAGGCCUAGUUCCACAAAGCAAACCUUUAUCUUAACAACACAUUACAAGGCUUUUCUAGUCCGCUCUUUUCUCUGUUUUGUAUGUUACAGCCAAAAUACUGUUGCCUAUACCAGAGAACAUAGAUGUUUAGUAUGCUGUAAUGCUGAUAUAUGAGCUGAAAAUUGCACAUUCUUUUUUUAUUUUCUUCUUUAGGAUAGGAGUGGAUUGUGAAAGGAAUAUGUUUUUGUUACAAUAAAAUGACCUCGGUACAGAAAACAUCAUGACACUGAGACAUAAUAUGCAAUAUUUUUUAUUCUGUAGAAUUUGCAGUGUUGUGAUUGUCAUAUUGUUUAAGAAUCUGUCACGCAUCAAGCACUUUGUUUCUCACUGUGUGUGUGUAAGACAUCAGACAAGUCCCUUCAGGCCAUAUGGAGUUGUGUCCACUUUGGUUUUGUUUCACCUUUUCUCAUGAAGUGUAAAACUAUUUUUGUUCAAUUUGCUAUGGAUUUCUUGUAGUUCUUCCUUCUUUUAGUAGUAAGUGUUGAAAUUAUAUGUUUUUUAUUCACCUGUGUUAAAACUACAUUUGUGAAACCUAUCCUUUAUAGAUAAUAUUGGCCCCAGUGUUUAUAGAGAAUAAACAAAUAAUGGAGCGAAAUACACAAAAAAGAAAAUAUAACUUUGGUGACUGAUUUGGGCCUAUUUUAGCGUUAUUUGUACAAAUCACGGGUGUUUGAAGUGAUGCAACCACGGCUGCAGGGUCAAAUCUGUUUGUUUACAACUGCUGCACCCAAACAAUUUCAGUGUUUCUCAGAUCUCUAGGUUUAAAGUUUUUUAUUAUUUUUUCUGUAUUAUCUGAUGUGAAAUGCUGUAUUUGUAUAAUUGAAAAUCCUAAUCAUGUUAGGGAAAUGUUACAGUUUAGGAAGCUGCACCAUUAUACAUCUCACCAAAGGCACCUUUCCCGCGUGUUUGUGUGUGACAGAGCGUAUGAGUGAGGGCAUGAGAUUUACUAUUCGAAACUGCAUAGAGGAGGACAGAUUUUUUUCAGUACUAGUACUAUUUUGAGGUAAUUUCUACGUAGCUAUGGAGUAUGCAUGGACACCCAUUGAAAGACUGCUGCUAUGAUUUCUCAAUCAAGUCAAAUGUUUUCAACAAAGUGUUUUUGACAAAGUGUUUAUGACGCUAGUGUCUUGGCUUGGAUUCUCUGCUAAAGAAUAUUCACAGGAGGACAUAGUUUUCAGUCCACCGACUUUGCCAAACUUUAUUUUCUCUCUAUUCAUCUUCAUGUAAUAAUGUUAUAAGCACAUGCUGUACUGUAGGAUAAGCAAAUAACAAUACCCUUGCACAUAUACAGUUGACAACUCACUUCAGAUCUCCGACCUUGUAAGUGAUUGUUGAUCUUGGAUGGUGCCUUGUGUUUACCAGCAGUUUAGAAUGUCAUCUGUGUCCAGCAUGUUAGAAUUGUACAAAGUCGUGUUUCUUUAUUAGUUUUACACGUGUUUGAGAAAUAAAGAUACCUAAACUUUCA
This is a messenger RNA of Micropterus salmoides (largemouth bass), 2925 nucleotides long. Its product is annotated as eukaryotic translation initiation factor 4E type 3-like. Lineage: Eukaryota; Metazoa; Chordata; Actinopteri; Centrarchiformes; Centrarchidae. The transcript has 7 exons. Gene Ontology annotation, molecular function: translation initiation factor activity; RNA 7-methylguanosine cap binding. Gene Ontology annotation, biological process: translational initiation. Bases 344 to 997 code for a protein of 217 amino acids. The record is from RefSeq and is a predicted model, not a curated record. Gene Ontology annotation, cellular component: eukaryotic translation initiation factor 4F complex.